Molecule: messenger RNA, 4190 nt
Organism: Vidua chalybeata
Lineage: Eukaryota; Metazoa; Chordata; Aves; Passeriformes; Viduidae
Gene: PREPL
Product: prolyl endopeptidase like
Biological process (GO): proteolysis
Cellular component (GO): Golgi apparatus; cytoskeleton
Molecular function (GO): serine-type endopeptidase activity
Source: RefSeq, a predicted model, not a curated record
CGGCCGGGCUAGGAAUGGAGCGGGAGGAGGGGCGCGGCCAUCUUUGUUAAGGGCAGCGCCGAGCGACUCUCGCCGGCCGAGGAAGCGCGGUGCUCUUCAGGCCCGGCACGGCGUGGGUGCGCCUCAAGACACGUCGCCUGUAGCCACCGCGCUUGGGGACGGGACUGGGUGUGGCACGGCGGCCACCCGGGAAAGCCGCGCCAGGGAGCGUGCCCGCCCCGCCGUGGUUCCGCGUCCCGGCGCUGACAUCAGCGGCGCUCGGGCGCCGCGGCUGCUGAAGCGCCCUGCCGCCAUCUUAGUUACGGGCAGCGCCCCCGGAGCGCUGCCGCCCGCCCGGCAUCUGAUCCCGGACAGCCCCGGCCCAGCGGGAGCGGGAGGAGCGGCGGCAGCGCCACGGCGAGUCCUUGCGCGGGCCGCGGGCGGACAGACAGCGCCGGCGGGGAGCGGGGCCGCGCCGGGUCCAGGCGGACACGUGGGCCCGUCCCCUGCAGUGCUCCUGCGAACGGGGUUCAGCUCCCGCUGCCCGGGGAGCCUCGGGAGAGAGCGCGGGUUUGGUGUUAGAUGCUGGGGAACUGAGGGGGGGACGACUUCUCCAGACUUUCCCAGUAUUCUGUCCUUCAGCGUUUGGACGUGCGCUGUUGCAGCUCCCCUUCUCCUCAAAGUUUCACUGGAGUUGAACUUUGGGCCGCCCGGAAUGUUCAGGUUAAAAUGUGGGUGCCACUUGUUAACAAACAGACUAGUUUUACUUAUUUUCUUCUCAUUUGAUUUACCCAGUGAAUCAGUUCUUUUCUUUGAAAGAGGACGUUUAUGCUAUGUCUGUUUCCUCUGUGUGUAUGUGUAUUUACGCCUGCAGUUUACGUUAUGUAUAUUUCAAUACAAUGUAAAUGAUCGGCAGUUUGGGAUUCAGAAACUCCAGGCUGGCUGUCACAAAAUGAAGGUUAGGAUGUGCUGCGCUGGACUGCGGAAUCUUCUCCAAGGGCUGAGCUUCCGUGCCAAGUACUACUCAAAACAUAACCCUCCUCAAACAGUGUGUCCUUACAGUAAAAUUGGACCAAAAAAGUGCCACAUCCUGGGCUGUUCAAAAAGUACAUGCAGCCAUAGGACUGCACCACCUGGAAGCAUCCUGCCAUGCAGAUUCUUUUCCUGCAAGCAGAAAGGAACAAAAGUCCCUUCCAAAAGGAAGCAAAAUACAUCCAUAGUAACUUCAGACCUUUUGCACAAGAACCUUCUGAAAUCAGAGCAAAAAAACUGGAAUAACAUUUCACCAACAUACAAAGCUAUGACAAAAAGAAUCAAAGAAAAACUGGAAGAAUUGCACAACAUGUAUACACUCAAUUCAAGAAGCCCAAGGAUGAGGUUUGGAGAGAAUGUGUACUUUGAAGAGAAUGGCAGCAUAUUUCUUGCAAAGGCAGAUGAUGGUGAAGGAAAUGCUAAGAUUUUAUUCAGUGUUGAAGAUCUUGGCUUUUCUGAUGCCUUUAUUCAACGGAUCAGAAUUUCACCAGAUCAGAGAUACAUGGCCAUCAGCUUAAAAAGUGAAAAUUCUGAAGAGGCAAUCUGCAUUAUUAUGAAACUUGGUCAUCUUCCUUUUGUGGAAAAAGUAAUUCCAAGUGUAUUUAGCUUUGAGUGGGCUGCAAAUGAUGUUCUGUAUUACACAACUCAGAAGAACCUUAAAUGCCAGAAUGUAUUCAUGACCACUUUCACUGACCAGAAACAUACUAAGUUAGUUUAUACAGAACAAGAUGCAAGAUUCUUUGUAGACCUUUAUUGCACAAAAGACAGGCAUUUUCUCACUAUCAACAGCAACAGCAAGACAACCUCAGAAGUUUGGCUGGUUGACUGCAGACAUCCCUUUGAGUCACCUGCUCUUGUACAAGCACGAACCACGGGGGUCAUUUACCACAUCGAGCACAGAAAGGACCAGUUGUACAUUCUUACUACAUAUGGAGAGCCUGCAGAAUAUAAGUUGAUGAAGGCACCAGUAGCUUCCAGUGGUAAGGAGAACUGGCAGUUAGUUUAUGCACUGGAAAAGAAAACCAAGCUAGUAGACUUUGAGAUGUUCAGUGAUGACUGUAUUAUGUUCCUGAAGAAUGCUGGUCAUCUUUACUUAAAUGUGAUUUCUUUUGUUUCAUACUCAGUUCAGUCAAUAAAGCUACCUACGUGGGCCUGUGAAUUUGAAUUGGAAUCUCAUCCUGAACAUACCACCAGCACCUGCUAUUUUCAGCUCUCCUCCCCAGUACACCCCCCUAAGCGUUUUGCAUAUUCAUUUAAAGAAAAUAAUCUCAUUGAACAAGCUGUGCAAGAGGUACCAAUUAUUACGAAUUGUCACACUACACGUUUACUAGCUAAAAGCAAGGAUGAAACUUUGGUGCCAAUUACAGUUUUUCAUAAUAAGAAUUCUAAAGAACUACACAGGAGACCACUUCUAGUUCAUGUAUAUGGAGCUUAUGGCAUAGAUUUGAACAUGAGCUUUAAAGAAGAGAAGCUGAUGUUAAUUGAAGAGGGUUGGAUAUUAGCAUAUUGCCAUGUUAGGGGUGGAGGAGAGCAGGGCCUUAGCUGGCACAGAGAUGGAUGUCAGCAGAAUAAACUCAAAGGUCUCCAUGACCUCAGGGCUUGCAUCACGCUGCUGCACCAACUGGGAUUUUCUCAGCCUAAACACACAGCACUGGCAGCUGCCAGUGCUGGGGGAGUUCUUGCAGGAGCCCUGUGCAACACUGAUCCAGCACUGAUCAGAGCCAUGGUUUUACAGGCUCCUUUCAUAGAUGUUCUAAAUACAAUGAUGAAAACUCAUCUCCCACUGACAAUUGAGGAACAAGAAGAAUGGGGAAAUCCAUUAGAAGAUGAAAAAUGUAUGAAGUAUAUCAAAAGCUAUUGCCCAUACCAGAAUAUUAAGCCACAGUGCUAUCCAUCAGUUUUUAUCACGGCAUAUGAAAAUGAUGAACGGGUAACACUACCAGGAAUUUUACAAUAUGUUCAGAAACUCAGGAAGGCUGCACUAGAUCAUGCCAGCAGAACAAGUAAGAAAGGAAAUUGGAUUCCUAAUAUCAUCCUAGAUGUCCAGGCAAAUGGCAGUCAUUGUGAUUCAUCCUGGGAGCACUCACUGAAUGAGGUUGCAAGACACCUUGCUUUUCUGAACAGAGAACUUGAGGAAGUGUGCCAUCCCCAACAUCACAGCAAAUCCCGCAAGUAACUCCUAAACACGGUGACCACGUGAAAAACUUUGGGUCAGGAAAUGCAGCAUCUCUUUGCUACUGGCGUUUCAGUAAUUCUCAUUGCGUGCUUGAGGUAAAAGGUGUGACCAGAAGCGUUUUGUUUCUUCAAGCUCAUGCAGUACCCACAUGGUGAGAGGAGAGGCCCCACAGAGACCAUCCCAGGAAGGCUGAGCAGCUGUGAAGACCAGCGCCCAAGAAAUGCACCACAAUUCAACAGAACAAAGUGGCAAACACGGAUUCAAUUAAACACAUGAAGUAGCUGUACUACCUGCUGAGGCAUAACUUAGAGAAAGGGGAAAAAGAAGCAGCAGCUGUUAGGCUCCCCAUAUUCAGGUCUACAUCCCCAUAUUUUAAUGAAUUCCACACUGUCUGCUAGGAAACAGUGCAGACAGGAAGGAGAUUCCAUCGGAGCAGCACCAUCACCACCACUCUCACUGUGAAAACAAUCAUUUUCCUCCUGGAAAGUCAUCAGACACAUGGACAGAUCGAAACUCACUAUCUCCUCCUUAUCAACAAGCCCAGGCAUACCUUGUAAUUCAAAUCAGCAUUGCCUCUGCUUUCCCAAAAAUGCAAACCUCUCUCUAAUAAACAAGGUGCCAUCCCUCCAUUUGACUGGCUAAUCAACGACUCUUUGUAUCAACAAAGAUAAAAAACUUCUCUGCAUUUGACGUUCUACACAGGCUUCAGUGCAAGAGCUGCUUUGCUGUUGGCUUAGCACCAGUGGGUUUCAUACUUACACGGAUUUCUUGUUGGACAGCAGGGUUGCGAAAAUUUAAGUCUGGCUGUUCCUUCCCAAACUGAUGGAAAUAACAUUGCUUUCUCAGGUCGUCAAACUGCCAGCUGGAAUUCCCAAAGACACUCACCUGCUCAGCCAAGGGAGAGAGACAAUCAGAUCUACUAACUUAACAAACAUUCCCUCCUAUGCAUACAUUAAAAUGUGGGGCAUUACAAGCAUAAAAUAAAGCACAAAAUGCCUAAUCA